Messenger RNA from Oncorhynchus mykiss (rainbow trout), 4019 nucleotides. The record is from RefSeq and is a predicted model, not a curated record. Lineage: Eukaryota; Metazoa; Chordata; Actinopteri; Salmoniformes; Salmonidae.
AGAGAGGGAACUGAAGGAGAAGGUGGAAGAACAAGCGAGGGGGAGAGAGAGAGAACUGAAGGAGAAGGUGGAAGAACAAGCGAGGGAGAGAGAGAGAGAACUGAAGGAGAAGGUGGAAGAACAAGCGAGGGAGAGAGAGAGAGAACUGAAGGAGAAGGUGGAAGAACAAGCGAGGGGGAGAGAGAGGGAACUGGAAUCUAGACACGUCACCAACACAGAGACACGCAGAUAUUGGGGAAACAGGAAAAGAGAGGUUACACCUAACUCUGCUAUAGAGAGGAGAAGAGAUGAAGAGAGGGAAGAGAUCAAGAGGAGAAGGGAAGAGAUGGAGAGGAAAAGAGAAGAAGAGAUUGAGAGGAGAAGAAGGGAAGAGGGGGAAGAUAUGGAAGAGAAAGUGACUGUGAAACCCUUGGUUAACUGUCUUCAAUCAACACCAACACAACAGCAGCAGCCAAAAAAGCCCCAGAAUGGUGGUCCAGCACUGUUCACAAGGAUCCCUAGUUUCCAUCUGACUGAAGAGGGCGCUAUACUCUCACACCUGUCCGAACUCGAAGCAAAACCAGCCCAGAAAGUUGUUAAUACCUUCUGCCACAGAAUCAACAGCAUUGGAGAGAAGACAACCUCCUACUCUUUACCCUCCUCCUCCUCCUCCUCCUCCCAGUCAGAGUUGCGUGUGGUUCUGCUGGGUAGGUCAGGGUCAGGGAAGAGUGCAGCAGGUAAUAUCAUACUGGGGCGGGAGGAGUUUGUGUCUCGACCAGACAUUACCACAGCCGUCACUCAGGACUGUCAGAAGAGCAGGGCCCUCGUUGCCGGGAGACGGGUGGCAGUGGUGGACACUCCAGACUGGUUCCGCUCCGAGCACCCUCCCGAUGUGGUCCGUUCCCAGCUGUCGUCCUGUGUGGCCCUCUCGGCCCCUGGCCCCCACGCCUUCAUCCUCUGUGUCCCCGUGGACCAACCAGCCCAGGCAGAGCUACAGGCUCUAGGGGCCCUAGAGAAAGUCUUUGGUCCCGGGGCGGUCCGGACCCACACCCUGGUCCUCUUCACUCACUCCGAUCGGUUGAAGGAGAGCGGGAAAGUGGGAGUGGAAGGAGUGGAGAAGUAUAUCUCCAGCCAGAGGAGAGAUUUGUUGGAGUUGGUUAAACGAUGUGGGGAUCGGUAUCAUGUGAUGGAGAGAGGGAGCGGAGGAGAAGAGGAGGAGGAGAGGAAGAGGAGGAGUGUGGGGGAGUUAUUGGAGAAGGUGGAGCAGACGGUGAGAGAGGGAGGAGGAGAGUGUUUCUCCUGUCCGCUCUUCCAGGAGGCGGAGGAUAGGGUGAGACAGAGACAGGAGGAGAUAGUGAGGGAGAGGAGGGGAAGAGGAGAGGAGGUGAAGAGACAAGCGCUUCAUUCCUACUCCAUGCAGCCCUUGAGAGAGACAGAGGAAGAUGUGGAUGAGGAGGAGAACGAGAGAACGAGAGAGGAGGCGGAGAAGAGUGUGAGCGCCCUGGAAUUGGAAAAUCUUCCCUCGCUCUCGUCCUCUUCUGCAUGGUAUUCGUCGCUCCUUCGCUCGGUGUGGGAGAAGGUGGAGGCGGGAGCGAGUAAGGUCCCCAAGCUGACGGCUGGAGGUGCGCUGCUGGGUGGGGUGGUGGGCGUGUUCUUUGGAGGGCCCAUAGGGGGAGCUAUAGGGGCCACUGCUGGAUCUGUGGUCACUGAGGUGGGGAGAAGGAGGUUUAGCCAGACAAAGAACUCAGCAGAAGAGACAGAUGCCACAGGGAGAAUAGAAGGAGAAAUCUUGGACAAGGUGUUGAAAACCGAGUGAGAGAGUCAGAUCCACACACGUUGAUAUAUGAGAGAUUAGAGGUUUCUACCUAUGAUAUAUAUCCACAGGUGAUUGCCUGUGACCGCGCAGACGUUGUAUAUAUAUCUGUGAUUAUAAACUGGGUUGGUCGAGCCCUGAAUGAUGAUUGGCUGACAGCCGUGGUAUAUCAGACAGUAUACCACGGGUAUGACAAACAUUUAUUUUUACUGCUCUAAUGACGUUGGUAACCAGUUGAUAAUAGCAAUAAGGCACCUCGGGGGUUUGUGAUAUAUGGCCAAUAUACCAUGGCUAUAUACUACGUUGCAUCGUGCCUAAGAACAGCCCUUAGCCGUGGUAUAUUUUACAUAUACCACACCCCCUCGGGCCUUAUUGCUUAAAAAUAAUGUUGGUAAUAUUGUAUAUCUGUGAACAUAAUGUUGGUAACAUUGUACAACAUAUACUGAUGUGUAAGUUGUUUUGCGGCAAAUACCGGUUCUCAUUGACUAUUUCAAUGUUUUGUUGUAUUUCUUUUCCAGCUAUUACAAUUAUGACUUGUUAAAUAACUCACAUGUGCUACAUCAUUAUUAUUCAAAUUACAUUCAACAUGGUUUCUUUAAAUGUUAAUCCGUUUAUUAAUGCUAAUAAAACACAUUGCAUGAUAAUAUCAUUCAGUUGGGUUUGAAGGCCUACAAUAUGUAAAGUUGGUCCUGCAAAUAUGUAAUAAAACCCAGAGGGGAGGCAGAGGCAAGGGGGUAUUAUCUCCAUGUCCCAGACUGCUUUGCCUCACCCUCCAGGCCUCUUGUAUCAGUAGGACUGGAUAGAGCAGGUCUAGGACACCAGCCCCUACCACACCAACCACCUCUCCUCUGUGUGAUCUGAUCCUCAGGGGCCUCCGUAGUUCACCCUACAAGCUCUCACAGUCUCACGUCAGAAUUAGACGUUCAUCCAUGUUUCUCAAAGUGUUUGAGGUUGAGUUUAGGCGUUAACUCCAAAUUCUUAAGGUUAGGCAUUCAUCCUGAAUGGUUCAUGCAACGAUUAAGGUUUGGCAUAGGCUUAAAACAAAAUAUCAAAAACAACUUUAUAUCACUGGAUUCGAACAUGCAACCUUUGACCCUUUGGAACCACAGGCAGAUGCUUAUGCUCAUCUACAAUGCCCUAGAAAAGCCAAAACCUACUUUACGGUAACAGCUGUUGGGCGGCACGGAGGGAGCCGGCCGUGGAGCGCACCACUGUUGGCCUGCACGGAGGGAGCCAGGGCCAGGUUGGCACGUCAGAGAUGGAGGCUAGAGGCAGAGGCAAUAGGGUUAUGUAACCAGUCCUUCCUGUUGUGUCAGAGCGACCGGGUGUGGUGGGGGGUCUGAGAGAGAGAAAGGGAGAGGGAACGAGGGCCUUUGUGGCUGAUUUUCUCUUAUUUCCGGCUCUUUUUUUGCCCUUCCCUCUCUCCCCUCUUCCAUGCAUGUAGCGGUUGAUUGCACCACAACAACUUAAUGGCUGUAGAUGAGACAGCACUAACUGUAGAGCCAUUUCCUGGCCACCUGAUAACUGGAGACACGCAGCCAACCUGGGGGAAAGGGUUGAGGGGGACACCAACUAGGGCUGGGAGAUAUCGGCAACAUUUUUGACAGUAUUUGACCUUUUUUUAUAAUAAAAGUUCUAAAUAUGCUUCAUGAGUAGUGCAGGACCGUAGGUAGGGUGGCAACAAAUACAUUCUAGGUGGUUUCAACGGGGCUGUUUAAUCAAACUUCAUCCUAACAUUAUUUUCAGCAUUUUCAUCCAUUUCUGCGUUUUCUUCAUUCGUGUACCACUUUAUCAUCUCUCCUCGCUGUACCACUUUAUCAUCUCUCCUCGCUGUACCACUUUAUCAUCUCUCCUCGCCGUACCACUUUAUCAUCUCUCCUCGCUGUACCACUUUAUCAUCUCUCCUCGCUGUACCACCUUUGUUUUGUCUUUGUGUGCCUCCAUGUUGUGAAAAAGUUACUUUUUCUUUAUCAGAAUAAUUAUUCUACUAGGUUUCCAUAACUAGGUUUCCAUAACUAGGUUUCCAUAACUAGGUUUCCAUAACCAGGUUUCCAUAACUAGGUUUCCAUAACUAGGUUUCCAUCCCAUAUGCACAUUUUCCCACCAGUGUUGUGUCUCCACCAAACUGACUUGUUGAGGAUAAAAAUCAGUGUGUGAUGACGUAGUGCACAAAAACAUGUAUUUUUCGGUUAAGGUUUCUUGUACUGAAUAAAAAUUGAAAGUUCAA